This is a messenger RNA of Gekko japonicus, 3461 nucleotides long. It is a transcript of the gene FEM1A, whose product is annotated as fem-1 homolog a (C. elegans). NCBI's taxonomy places the organism in Eukaryota, Metazoa, Chordata, Lepidosauria, Squamata, Gekkonidae. Gene Ontology annotation, molecular function: protein binding. The record is from RefSeq and is a predicted model, not a curated record. Bases 238 to 2229 code for a protein of 663 amino acids. The transcript has a single exon.
GAUGGCGGCGAGGGGAAAAGGCUGAAGGUUGCUGCAGCUGUAGCGGCACCAGCUGUCUCCAGGAAAGGGAGGGAGAGACUUUGUUGCUAGGCGACCGCCUAAUAACCCCCGGCCCUCGAAGCCUUGGUGUGUUGGCGCGCAGGCGCCUCCUCCUGGCCCCCUUUUGCAGAGGGAAGGCAGGGGGAGCCACUGGUGGUCUAUGGGAGGGAGGCGGCCGCCGUGGCGCGCACUGUCACCAUGGAUCUCCGCGUGGCUGUCUACAAUGCGGCCCGAGAAGGGAAGCUGAAGCUGCUCCAGAAGCUACUGGGCAGCAGGAGCCGCGAGGAGCUGGAAGAGCUGACGGCAGGGCCUGGUGGGGGAGAAGGCUCAGGAGGCACCCCACUGUUGAUUGCCGCCCGCCACGGCCACCGAGAAGUCGUGGAGUACCUGCUGGAUCACUGUGGCGCCCGGGUGGAAGUGGGUGGCUCGGUCAACUUUGAUGGCGAGACUAUUGAGGGGGCGCCGCCCCUGUGGGCCGCUUCCGCCGCCGGGCACCUGCACGUGGUCCGUAGCCUGCUGGAGCGUGGGGCGUCCGUGAACCAGACGACGCUGACCAAUUCGACGCCGCUGCGGGCGGCCUGCUUCGACGGGCAUCUGGAGAUUGUGCGCUAUUUGGUGGGGGAGCGGGGGGCUGACCUGGAGGUGGCCAACCGCCACGGCCACACCUGCCUGAUGAUCUCUUGCUACAAGGGGCACUCGGAGAUCGCCCGCUACUUGCUGGAGCGAGGGGCGGACGUGAAUCGCCGCAGCGUCAAAGGGAACACCGCUCUGCAUGACUGUGCCGAAUCCGGGAGCCUGGAGAUCCUGAAGCUCUUGCUCGACUCGAAGGCCCGCAUGGAGAAGGAUGGCUAUGGGAUGACCCCGCUGUUGGCGGCCAGUGUGACGGGCCACACGAAUAUUGUGGAAUACCUCAUAGAAGGAGCACUUCAGGAGGAGGAGGAGCUGGUGGGGAAGAGGGGAAUGAACGAGUCUGGUUGCAGCGGGGCGGGGUGUGAAGAAGACCAGGAAGCCGCCUUGUCCUCUCCCCCCAGCAAUGGGCAACCCGAGGUUUACUGCACUCGGGAGGCUGCCGUGGAAGCACUUGAACUGCUGGGAGCCACCUUUGUGGACAAGAAGCGUGAUCUUCUCGGGGCUCUCAAGCACUGGCGCCGGGCUAUGGCCCUCCGCCACCAGAGCGGGUGUUACCUCGCCAAACCUGAGCCGCGGCAGUUGGUCCUGGCGUAUGACUAUUCCCGGGAAGUGAGCACUAUGGAGGAGCUUGAUUCCUUGGUGACCGACCCAGACGAAAUGCGGAUGCAAGCACUGUUGAUCCGGGAGCGUAUCCUCGGGCCGUCUCACCCAGAUACCUCUUACUACAUUCGCUACCGAGGGGCCGUCUACGCGGAUUCAGGGAACUUUGAGCGCUGCAUCAACCUGUGGAAGUAUGCCUUGGAAAUGCAGCAGGGCAACUUGGAGCCGCUGAGCCCCAUGACGGCGAGCAGUUUCCUCUCCUUUGCCGAGUUGUUCUCUUACGUCCUUCAGGACCGUUCCAAAGGUACCUUGGCGACCCAGCUAGGUUUUUCUGACCUCAUGGGGGUUCUGGGCAAGGGAGUCCGUGAGGUCGAGAGGGCCUUGCUGCACCGGAAAGAUCCCAUUGCGGACUCUGUGCAGUUCACGAAGGCGCUGGCGAUCAUCCUCCACUUAGUGUUCUUGCUGGAGAAAGUGGAAUGCUCUCCGGAGCAGGAACACCAGAAGCGCCAGACCAUCUACCGCUUGCUCAAGUGCAACCCACGGGGCAAAAACGGCUUCACCCCUCUGCACAUGGCGGUGGACAAGGAGACCACCAAUGUCGGCCGCUACCCCGUGGGGAAGUUCCCCUCCCUCCAUGUGGUGAACCUCCUGCUGGAGUGUGGGGCCGACCCGGACAGCCGCGACUACGACAACAACACGCCCUUGCACGUGGCUGCCCGGAACAACUGCCCACUCAUCAUGAGCGCCCUGAUGGAGGCGGGAGCCCACAUGGACGCUACCAACGCCUUCAAGCAGACGGCGUACGAGCUUCUGGAUGAGAAGCUCCUCACCAAGGCCAUGAUGCAGCCCUUCAACUACAUCACCUUACAGUGCCUUGCCGCCCGAGCCCUGGACAAGCACAAGAUCCCCUACAAGGGUUUCAUCCCAGAAGAGCUGGAGGCCUUCAUCGAACUCCACUAAGGGUGGAAAGGCUGUAUCUUAUUUGCUGCCACUGUGCCCCCCCCCCCUAGAUCUCAGUGGCCAGGUGGGAAGCAACGGGGAGGGGGGGGGAACGCAGUCUUCCUGGGUGCUGGGUUCUGAAAGCUUUUGUUUGCACUGGGCCAGGGAAGUGAAUGAUUCGAGCCUUUAGCCACCCACGUUGCGGGGGGGAGUCCCAAGUGAGGUGACAGAGGGGGCAAGUUCCUGGUUUCCGCUUCCCCUUUAUUGCCAACUGAAUAUUUAGGAGCCCGGAGUGGUUUGCCUUUGUCACCCGCUCUCUGAAAGUCAGCCUGCUUUACCAGCUUUGGAGUUGCCGUUGUCUGCAAGCCCUUCCUCUCCUGUUCCUGGAGCACACGAGGCCCGCUCACAGGGGACUGGAUCCCCCAGUCUUAAGUCGCUCGUCCUUUGGGGUUUGGCUCGUACACUGGAGAGCCGGCUGCCGAAUGCUCCGCAGAGAGUGCUUGCCAGAGUCGCUUGCUUGCACAGUUUACAAAGCUGCGUUUUUGGUCAGGGUUGGUUGUGUUCUGUUUUUUUUUUUUUUCCCCCUUCUGUUUUGUGGCCGAUGUAAGACUUCUGCCGGAGUUUUUUUCAAGACAGGCUUUCUUUCUUUGCAAUCAAGCACCAUCGCUAUCCCAGGCUGCUAAAGAUUCCCUGUGCUCUGGGGUUAGGGUUCCUCUCCCGGGAGGAAGAUGGGGAGAAUCUGGUUAUAUCCGCAGGCAAGAAUUGGCCUCUUUUGCCCACUGCAUGAAGUGCUGUGUUCGCAGGGUGCAAAGAGAAUGUGUUGGGGGGGGUCAUGGCUUGGGCGCAUCGUCGUCCUCAUUUUAGCCCAGAGUAGUCCCAGGUUUGGGAGCUUGCAGGGGAAUAUACCUGCCUUGGUGGAUUGUGCGCCUACUACAUUUUGGCUGUGGAUGCUUUCUCUUUUGCAUGGCUGUUGAGGGUGAUGCAGGGGAGGGGAGUGCUGCUUUAAGAUAUCAGGAAACAGAAGUGCCAAAGAAAAGUGUGUGUGUUGUGUACACACUCCAUACUUGACAGCUGUCUUCCCCCCUCCCCACCCCACAUUUUUGAAAUCCCGAGAUUGCAGUAAAACCGGAGUAUAUUACUGAGCCUCCACGGUUUGGGGAGGAUUGCCUUUGAGAGCCAACGUGGAGAAAUGCUCGGACUAGGAUUGGGGAGACCCAAGUUCCAAUCCCCACUCAGUUUAUCGGGUGACCUUG